CUUUAGUUCAAAAGCUCAAUUUUUUAUUCUAUUUUAUUUUAUUUUUUUCCUUUUCAACUCCCAAGUCUCCCUCUUUGUCUUUUCUUCCUUUCCUUUUCCACCACCUCUUCCUACUGACUCCUGCAUUCUUCUGUCAAAACCCUAGAUUUCAAAUCUAGGGUUUUGUUUUCUUUCCGACAUGAUUCUGCCCACUUGCUAGUUUGAGUUUUCUGUCUGUAAUCUAAGCUUCUGAUGCUACUACAUUUUUUUUUCUUUUGUGACCUCUGUUAUGGGUUUUCAAUAGUGACCCUGUUUGAGCUCUAAAAUUAUGUCCUUUCUCCUUGCUACGAGUGUUUGAUCUUUUGUGGGGUUCUUAGAUUUGUGGAGGCGAACAAAAGCCUUGCAUUCACUUCACCAAGUCUUUGAGCUUGUUGGUGAAUAUCUAUAGAGCUACUGGGUUUUAGAUCCCGUUCUCUCGUAGUUGCUUUUGUGUUAAAAAUCCAAUCUUUCUAUCAUUGAUUGAGCCUUUUGCUUUUCCCCAUUAGGAGUAAACCUGGUAAAACCCGUUUUAGUAUCUUCACCUGUUUGGUAGCCUAAGAAGUUAGCUUUGGGUGGGUUGAGGAGGAUUUUAACAUAGUUGCAUAGGUACCAGAAUUUUUGUGUAUUUCUCACAAAUCUCGUAGUAAAUGCAUGGAUGGGAGAGAAGCUAUGUCAUUCUCUGGUGGCCCUGCUUCAUAUUAUAUGCAUAGAGGAGGUGUUGCAGGGUCUGGCUCUGGAACACAAACAGGGGGGUUCCAUGCACCCCAUGGUUUCAGAGCUUUGUCAAACGCUGGCUUUCCAGCUCAGUCUAAUCCCCGGGAUCAGGGUGGUUCUGUUGGUUCUAGUUCAACUUUUUCAGUAGAGCCUCAAACUCGUGCCAAUUUUAGUCACGGUAUUAGCAUUGGAGCCUCUUCUGGGGUACCUUCAGGUGAGCCUGUGAAAAAGAAAAGAGGGAGACCUCGUAAAUAUGGUCCUGAUGGACAAGUUUCUUUGAGACUGUCUCCAAUGUCUGCCCCUGCUAAUUCUACCCCAGGUUCAAUCACAACUUCCAAUAAAAGGGGUAGAGGGCGCCCACCUGGGUCUGGAAGGAAGCAACAACUAGCAGCUCUAGGUGAAUGGAUGAAUAGUUCAGCAGGGCAGGCCUUUUCACCUCAUGUUAUCACUAUUGGAGUUGGGGAGGACAUUGUAGCAAAGUUACUGUCAUUAUCACAGCAGAGACCAAGGGCUCUGUGCAUCAUGUCGGGCACUGGGACAGUUUCUUCAGUUACUCUGCGACAACCUGCUACUACCAAUGCCAGUAUAACUUAUGAGGGUCGAUUCCAAAUAUUAUGCUUGUCUGGUUCUUACCUGGUUGCUGAAGAGGGUGGACCCUCAAAUAGAACAGGCGGCCUAAGUGUUUCCCUUUCUAGCCCUGAUGGUCAUGUUAUUGGUGGCGCUGUUGCUAUGCUUAUUGCUGGAAGCCCAGUGCAGGUGGUAGUGUGCAGUUUUGUAUAUGGUGGCUCUAAGACAAAGACUAAGCAAGGGACCACUAACCAAGAUGAAAGUUCUGAGCCUCAUCACAGUGACAAGUUAGGUUCUCCAGCUAGUGCUCCACCUAGUCAGAACUACAUGCCUUCUGCAACAAGCAUGUGGCAUGGAUCACGACCAGCAGAGUUGAAAAGCCCGCACACACAUACUGGCAUUGACUUGACACGCGGGUGAAAUUUCAUUUUGGAAGAGACAUUGCAGUUUUGUAUAUACCUGUUGUUGUAAAUGAACUUGAGUUUGUGAGCAUUGUGACUCUACUUGUUAUCCCCAUUGGUGGCUGACAAGUUUGCACUAACAUAUGCUGUGAAACAAAUGAUUCAUUCAGGGUUAUCAAGAAAUUUAUGGAUGAAAGUUAUCAAGUACACUACA
This is a messenger RNA of Gastrolobium bilobum, 1914 nucleotides long. Its product is annotated as AT-hook motif nuclear-localized protein 5-like. The transcript is spliced from 5 exons. Bases 670 to 1719 code for a protein of 349 amino acids. Gene Ontology annotation, molecular function: minor groove of adenine-thymine-rich DNA binding. The record is from RefSeq and is a predicted model, not a curated record. NCBI's taxonomy places the organism in Eukaryota, Viridiplantae, Streptophyta, Magnoliopsida, Fabales, Fabaceae.